UUUUUAAACCCCUCAAUGAGAACCCAGCCUCACGAUGUGGAAACCCACCAACCAAAUCGUUAUAUUCAGUCUCACGAGCCAUGAAUGAAAAUCUAACCGACCUUGUGGUGAAAUGAACACUAGACACGGAGGCCACGAUCCAAAAUGAAAUUAAUACGAUUUGCAGAGAAAUUCGUGUUAUUUGUUGGACACUGGUUGACGCUAUUCGAUUAGUGCUGAAUAACGCGGGAGAAAACUGCAGGAAAAUGAGCAUGAUUUUCACAUUUAGCACUAGGGCACGCCACCCUUUCAGGCUAGAACUGUGAAAUUCAGGGAAAUGGGCAUAAGUUUUUGUUGGCACGCGAAUUGUUGUAGGUGUUGCAGGCAGGUAUGCAUUUAGCAAAUGCUAUGGCCUGAGCCAAAAAACUUGACUUGAAGCAGCUGUGACCUUACAUGCAAGACAUGGUGCCUCUUCUUGGCAUUUUUUUAUCCUGACAUUUUUCGCCGCGAACCAAGUUGAAGGGGAAAAUAAUACUUUCAAAGACUCAGAAGCAAAAGGUGCAGUAAAUUCUUCAGCGAAUUAUGGAGUUUAAGGCAAGAACAAAAGUGGACAGAAUAGUUAUUCCCUGCACUGCCUACACAGAACGAUGCAACGAUGUUGUGGUGGCGCUGAAUGACACAGACUCUUCUGGCAUCUCUGGAAAGGGAUGAUUGUAUGAAUUCCAUUUUUUUAAAACAGAUCUGCAACUUACUAGAAAUAUGCUUUUGCUUCACAAUAGAAUUAGAAACCACAUAUUGAAAUCUUUACAGAUAAUUCAAAAUUAGAAGGAAUGUGCUUAAAAUUUAGCAUAAAACAUUGAACUUUUCAUGCAACCUUGUUCUUAUUUAAUAUAGGUCUGGGAAUGAAAUGUAAAGAAGAGAUUGACAAAAUGCAAUGUACGGGAAAUUAGACAGUAGGACAGUGUUUAAUCGUUUAUUUUAGUCGUUUAGAAUAAGGAUCGUUUUUUUUUGUUAGCUUUUUGUUGUUGCCUGUAAUGUAGCUCCUCUCUGAUUUGCAUGAGAUUGAAUUCUUGGUCUAUGACUUGCCUGUAAUUAUUGUUUCAUCUUUCUAGAGAAUCAGCUGUAUUAGUCAACUGUUAAUUAUUGUUGUAUUUUCUCAUAGCUUGAAAUUCUUUCUACUUCAGCAUGUUAGAAAGACAAGGUGCCCACAAGCAAUUUUUCAAUCUUUCGCUUUGUCUGCUAUCUACGGCUGUUAGUGGCUGUUGAAGCUUGUAAUAUGAUAAAGUGUGUUUUGUACUUAUUGUGUUGAUUCUGAUAGCUGCUAUGUAGCUGCACCCAUUCUUUCAUCUGCUUAUUGCAUAGUAAAUGAUUUGGAGUAUGUGUACUGGCAUGUGGACAGGUACAACAUUCAAAUUAAGGCACAUGAGUAAAUGAAUAAGAUUAUGGCCAUAUAAUAUAUUAAUAUAAUCACCAAAUGAUUUGUAUAUGGGUUUGAGGAUGCAGUCCUACUCCUUGAACAUAUUUGAACUCCCUUUUAACAAUUACUUUUUUUUAAAAAAUUAUUUAUAUCUUUAUGGUCGAAUUUUUUUCGACUCAAACUGUUUAGAAAGGGAAGCUGUUCACCUACAUUGCCUCUGUUAAUUGGCAUGAUGAAUGCAGAUGGUUUAUACAGAUGUUAGAGACUGCUGGAGGUUGUAGUUUGAUUGUCUUUGUUAUUUUCCAUAUAUAUGCUGAUAAGUCUAUGUAUUUGUUGAUUUUGUUGACUGAUUUUGAUGAGUUUGAGUUUUGGUUAUGACAUAGUUGUACCCAUUUUUUAUAUCUUCUAGAACAAUUGUCAUUACUAGUUUAGUGCUAUUAUUCUGUUAUUAUUCUCUUUUAUUGUGGUGGCAUUUUUAUUUUCUCCUAUUCAUGAAAAAGGUAAGUUGCACACAUCGUGAAAUUCAACUGUGUUCUUUCAUUGUUUUAAAAUCUAUAUGCUUCCCCAAAGCUGUCGGAUGGAUCUCAUAAUUUGAGAUUGGUAUUUCAUGUGUAUUCUGAUAGGGAUAAUUUAGUUGUUUUUGGACUUAGAUGAGCUUGAAUCUAGGUUUAUGACCUGAUUGAAUUAAUUGCAUUUAUUUUCUAGAGCAGUUUCUUGUAUUAGAUAACUAUUGCUCUUAUUAUUAUUAUUAUUAUUAUUAUUUAUAUAAGUUUUGUUGAUCAUGAAUAUAUAUUACAAAGGCAGGAAUCAAUGCCAGAGGGAGUAGACUUCUGACCAAAACAAUAAGUCCUCCCCAGCUGAAGGCAGAAUAACAAAACAGAAAAGGCACAAGCAGAGAUGUCGUGCUAACUAUUAUGUUCACCGGAUAAGUUCUUACUUAUGCAUGCUGAAUGCCUUAAUUGGCCUUUCUAUCUUCAAGAUGUCAUUGUUCUAUUUUCUUUUAGCUGUCUCGAGCUUAUACUUCUGAUAUAGGCUCUUUGGUAUUGCAUGUGUAUGCUGAUAGGGAUAAUGUAUUUGUUUUUCUGUUUGUUUAUAUGAGCUUGAAUUUCGCCGAUGACUUGAUAAUUCAUUUUACUAAUUGUUUUUAUCCUCUAAAGCAAUUGUCAAUAUUAGACAACUAUUGUUAUUGUUCUAUUUACUGUGGUGCAAAUUGUUUUUAGCCCCUACUGGUUAAAAAGGAAGUCACUGAACUAGUGAUUCCCAGUUUUAUGAGUUGAUCUGCAACUUUUUCUUUUAUUGAUCUUGUCUUGCACUUGUCUUGCAUUUACAGCUCUCAAUGGCUGCCGCAUUUCACAAUUUUGAUGAAUUGUCUUUGGUAUUUUUCAGGUCACUGCUAAUAUAUACUAUGUAGCUUCUUUCUGACCAAUUUGAUUUCUGUUUAAUCAUUGACUGUGCUUUACAUUUUAGCAGCAGUUUUUCAAUAAAACUGGUUACUGUAAAUUUAUUUGUGUUUACCACUUUGUUCGCGUAGGAACUUUAGCCCUUCCUAUUGUUUAGGAAGGGCUCUUAGUGAUUCCUUUUAUUCUUGAAGCUAAUUAGCAACUGGUUUGUUUCUCGGAUCUUGGUUUUUGCUUAUUCAGUUGCUGGCAGAGUUUGUAAUUUUGAUGGCUAUAUAUAUACAUCUCUAGAGCUUUUGUACAAGGUUGGGUGAAUUUUGCAUCUUCGUCAAUCAUAAAUUAUGACAGAGAGUUGUAUGCUUUGAUGCAGUGGGUUUCAGAUAUCUGUGGCUCCUAUUGGGAAGAAAGGAAGCCAUCAUGUGUCCCUAUGAUGCAUGGACUUGGUGAAUUUCUUUUGGUGUAUGCUUGAAUUAUCAUGAUGGUUCAUUUACAUUUAAUAAAUUUUAUGUGUUUGUGUAUGUGUUUUCUGGGAAGGACUACUGAAGUUUGUUUCCAGGAUAACAUAAGUAGGCUCUCUUAUCCAAAAGAUUCAUACAUUUUGAUAGACUGAACAACCUUAUCUUAGAACUGAUUUGUAUUGUUUUUGGGACACUUUUUUGGCAAUCAUCUGCAUAGAGAAUUAUCCGAGCCAAGUGCCAGGACUCAGGAUCAAUCAAAUUGAUUAUUAUGAUGUAGACAGGAUUUAAUUAAAUCCUUUAAUCAGAUGUUUCCUUCAAUGUAUACAAGAUCUAAUUAAUUUUUUUAGUUAAAUGUUUCCUUGAAUGAAGCUCUAGCUGUAAAUCUAUGGCAACUAAUUACUUGGUGUUUGAUCUCUGAAUUUGUCUGGUAUGGAUUAAAAUUUGAGGAUAUUGAGUUGUUGAACAGAUGAGAGAAAAAUGGCAAGGAAUCUGAGGUUUGAAAUAUCCUCUACUAGUUCAGAUGGAUCAAAUUUUCCCAGGAGGGGUACAUCAUUACAUGGAGAAAAUUUGCCUCUGUCAAAGGUUCUACCUUUGGAUAAACUGUCAAUGGGAGAUCAGACAUUUCAUUGUCAUCCAGAACUGAAAAGCGUGACUAAUGCUGUAAUGAGAACUGUGAUAGAGGAUCCAUCAUUGGGUCCAGUGCAGGGUAAACCUCUUUCUUCUCUUGGAGUAGAGCUGAAGCAAGUAAGGAGUUGUGUCACUGAAAAUUCUCUCAAGGCGAGAGAGUGGAGAAAUAUUUUGAAUGAAUAUCCUGAACGAAUGUUGCGGCGAAAGAGGUCUCGUACAGUACGUGUUCCAAAUAAACGAGUUCACAACUUCAUGAUGGACACACGAGUUCGUAUCAGAAAUGCCUCUCCAGAAGUGGAAGGGCACCCCAACAAUAUGCCUAAACCAUCUGCAACGAUAAAUGGGGGAAAAUAUAAUUUGAGGUCUGGAAAGCGCUCCAACACUACGUUUAAACCAUCAGGAUAUAUGUUGAGGUCUGGAAAGCGCUCCAACAAUACGUUUAAACCAUCAGGAUAUAUGUUGAGGUCUAGAAAACCUGCAAGUCUGUUAACGCACAAGGAUUGGACCUUACCAGCUGGAAGUGAAAGUUGGGAAAAGGCAAAAAUGACAGGAAGACGUUCUGGUAUACAGCAAAGGCCCAGCACUGAGAGUCACUUGAGUCCAAGUGAAAGCCAUGGCUUCAGGUCAAAUAUUUCCAACAAAAACCAUUCAGCAAGCCCCACAAAAGGAAAGGGUUCUCGUGCAUUUGCAAAAUCCCCAACAUUUGAUAGUCGGCAACAGACUGGUGGUUCAAACAUUUGCGAGCAUCUAUUUUCAAUUCAUGUAAUCCAGUUGCCUGAUUUGGAAGACAUCGGUUCUUGGUUAAAUGUUGAGGAUGAUAGCUUGCCAGAUGUUGACAAUGAAAAUUUCUCGAGUCUUCCUGUACCAAUGGAUAAUCUAGAUGAAAUUUUUGGUGAUCACAUGAUUUGCUUGCUUUGUAACAAAGUGUUUUAUGUUGAUUUUGAUGCUUUCCCUAAUAUCUAAGUUUAUGACAAGCAUUCCAUUCCGGUCAUUGCUUUCAAACAAGACUGCGAAGCAGAGUAUUCCGUGUCACAAAUAUUUGUUGAUCAUGCUUUUUGAUAUGGCCAUCUCUUACAAGCUGCAUAAUCUGCAUGCAUUUAAAUUUUGUUCUUUAGACUUGAAAAAUCUUACAUUUCCUAUUUGAUUGAGGAUCCCGUUCACCUUUGAAUCCCAAAUUCAAUGGUAGUACUCGUUCAGAAGCAUUUCACUUAUGAUUCUUCCAAUAGCAAAUCAUUUUUGUUUUGUGUUAGUGUAUCUAUUAAGGCCAAACCGACCUUGAAGUUUUUGGCAUCCUUUAAGCAAAUGCUAUUUUGUAUUCA
Molecule: messenger RNA, 5197 nt
Organism: Cryptomeria japonica (Japanese cedar)
Lineage: Eukaryota; Viridiplantae; Streptophyta; Pinopsida; Cupressales; Cupressaceae
Exons: 5
Coding region: 3729-4841 (370 amino acids)
Source: RefSeq, a predicted model, not a curated record